GAGUACGGUCACUCUGUCAGUGUCGUGGCUUGGUUUUGCACGGAUUUUGUAUUUUUAGUUUUAAACCCAUAAUUAAUAAGUAAAUAUGGCCUUUGAUUCGAUACCCAAAGAUCUGAGAGGACUUCGCGCAUGCCUCGUUUGCUCCCUAGUGAAGAGUUUUGAUCAAUUUGAGACUGAUGGCUGUGAAAACUGCGAGGAGUUCCUGCGGAUGAAAAACAACAAGGACAAUGUCUAUGAUCACACUAGCAACAACUUUGACGGAAUUAUUGCCCUAACUACGCCCACCGACUCCUGGGUGGCCAAGUGGCAAAGAUUGUCCCGCUUUACUCGUGGUAUCUAUGCCAUUUCUGUAUCCGGAACACUGCCGCAGUCCACCUUACGUGACAUGAAGAACCGUGGAAUUGUCUACAAAUCUCGGGACAGAAGUCAACGCUAAACAACCAGAUUGCCGUACAAAAUACAUGUAUAAAUCUUUAUUCUUUAAUUUAUAACAAAACCACGAAUACAUACAAUAGCAAUACAAAACGAAA
Messenger RNA from Drosophila mauritiana, 530 nucleotides. It is a transcript of the gene spt4, whose product is annotated as transcription elongation factor SPT4. Gene Ontology annotation, biological process: regulation of transcription elongation by RNA polymerase II; mRNA processing; chromatin organization. The transcript has 3 exons. The coding region runs from base 86 to 436 and encodes 116 amino acids. Gene Ontology annotation, molecular function: zinc ion binding; RNA polymerase II complex binding. NCBI's taxonomy places the organism in Eukaryota, Metazoa, Arthropoda, Insecta, Diptera, Drosophilidae. The record is from RefSeq and is a predicted model, not a curated record. Gene Ontology annotation, cellular component: DSIF complex; nucleus.